Closterium sp. Naga37s-1 is the source of this 1572-nucleotide messenger RNA. The record is from the annotation of a GenBank genome assembly. Lineage: Eukaryota; Viridiplantae; Streptophyta; Zygnematophyceae; Desmidiales; Closteriaceae.
AUGUGCCUCCAGCUGAAUCCCGGCAUUAUUUCGCUAUUGUCACAAGCCGUUAACCGCAGAAAAGCGGCGGGAGAGCAGCAGCAGCAGCAGCAGAUUGAGCAAUCCUUGGCAGUUCAAGUACUGAAGCGAGGAGAGCAGGGCAUGCAAGCAGACGAGCAGCAGGAGCGUUUGUUUGAGGCGCCUCCGCAGCACAUGCGAUCAGGCGAGCAGCUGAUGCAGGUGGAUCAGCAGCAGCUUCCUUUUGAGACGCCUCAGAAGCGGAUGCGGGCACAGGAAGAGCAGCAGCAGGUGCAGCAGCCGGCGCAGGAGAUUCAGCAGACUGUUGAGGAAGUGUUUACACUAGGAGCUCUAGAGCGAGAUGGGCAGAAGGUAGAAGGGGAGCAGCAGCAGCCGGCGCAGGAAAUUCAGCAAACUGUUGAGGACGUGUUUGCACUAGGAGCACUAGAGCGAGGUGAGCAGCAGGCACAGGGGGAGGAGGAGCAGCAGGAGGAGCAGCAGGUGGCGCAGCAGGAGAUACAGCAGGAGAAGCAGCAGGAGAAGCAGCAGGAGCAAGAACAGGAAACACAUCAACAGCAAGAGGAGCAGCAGCACCAACAACAGCAGCAGCAACAUCCCCCUUCUGCCCUUCCUCCCCUCCUGCCUCGACCCAACGUCCCUCCACAUAUCCCUUACUCAACCAGCAAGCCUCCCCUCCUCCCUUCCUCCCACCUUUUCUCCUCCAUGCUUCCCCGCAAGCCUCGCCCCCCCAGGCCUCGCAAAGUCACUCGCCUGCAAUCUCUAGCACCUCCCCCUCUCGCGUCCCCCCAACCUCCUCUCAUCCCCUCUUCCUCCUCCUCUCCCUCCAGUUCCUCCCCUCCCUCCCCUCCCUUGUUACCCUCUGGCUCUGCUUCUGCUGCUGCCGCCACUGCAGCCACCGCUGGUGCUGCUGCCAGUGGUGCUGGUGAUGCUGCUGCGGCUUCUGGAUAUGCAUCUUCUGCUGGUGUUCUUGGUCCAAGCCCAAAGCACACACCAGGCCUUUUCUCUCGGCCUCUUGACUCCCCUCUCGUCCCGUACCCACAACCAUUCCCAUUCUCCGUAUUCUCCUCCUGCAAUUCGCCUCUCUUCCCCACCUCCUCCCCAAGAGGGUUCCUGUGGGCUGGGCUCCCGGAGUCGCCUGCGAGUGUGAUUGUAAGGGAGGAAGCCAUGCUGGCAGCUGCACAGACGACAUCUGGAGAUCCGAUGGCUGUGGCCGCACAGGCAUCAGAAAAUCCAAUGGUUGGUGAUGUGCAUGCCACAGGAAACCCGAGGGCUGCAGAUGGAGGGUCGCCGAGAGAUCCAACGGAUGUGGUUGUUCCUUCUCAGGCUGCUGGUGCAGUCUUGAGCGAAGAUCAUGCAAUGACAGAUGGAGGUGCUUCUUGUGAGAAUCAGCCUGGCUUGACCACGCCUAGUGGUAAGAAAGCAACCCCAUUGCAAGGAGAUGGAGAUGGAGGGAGCCUCAUGGGAUGUACAGCAAUCAGCCCAGCCAAGGCGGAGGAUUCUGGUGGGUCGACUGAUGUGGAGAAAAUGCCUGAAACCCUCACCCUUUUUGAGUAG